Messenger RNA from Trichoderma breve, 633 nucleotides. Its product is annotated as mpv17 / PMP22 family domain-containing protein. The record is from RefSeq and is a predicted model, not a curated record. Gene Ontology annotation, cellular component: membrane; cytoplasm. NCBI's taxonomy places the organism in Eukaryota, Fungi, Ascomycota, Sordariomycetes, Hypocreales, Hypocreaceae. The coding region runs from base 1 to 633 and encodes 210 amino acids. The transcript has 3 exons.
AUGCCGUCUCCAAUCCUGACUGCGACGCUUCAGGCGGCAGCCCUAUCAACAGCGUCCAACCUCUGUGCUCAGUUCAUUGAGACAUACUGGAACGAGACCGCCUUUCAUCUGGACCACAUCCAACUCUUCCGCUUCAUAGUCCUCUCUCUCAUCACCGCUCCGCCAAACUACCUUUGGCAGCAGUUUCUCGAAAAGUCCUUCCCAGCAUACCCUCCCAUACAAAAAUUACGAGAUGGAGGUAAGGAUAUUGAACUCAAAGCGAUGGAAGAAGCAGCAGCUGGGGCUUCCAUUGGCGGGGGAUCUCAAUCACAGUCUGAAGCAGCGACUCAUCCCAAGUUCAGCAUCCGAAACACUCUGACCAAAUGGUUCAUUGAUUGCAUCACUGCUGGGGCAAUCAUGAAUACUGUUGCGUUCUUGGUCAUCAUGGGGGUAUUAAAGGGUCAACCAAUGGCUCAGAUAUCUUCUAAUAUUAAAGCCGAAACAAUACCUAUAAUUAUAGCAGGAUACAAGAUUUGGCCAAUCGCAUCGAUUGUCAGUUUCAGCUUCGUCCCUGUUCACCGUCGCAUCGUGUUUCUGAGUUUCAUUGGUCUUCUGUGGGGCAUUUACUUGAGUCUGGUCGCAGCAAGGGUUUAG